Vidua chalybeata is the source of this 2267-nucleotide messenger RNA. It is a transcript of the gene FASTKD3, whose product is annotated as FAST kinase domains 3. The transcript is spliced from 7 exons. Lineage: Eukaryota; Metazoa; Chordata; Aves; Passeriformes; Viduidae. The record is from RefSeq and is a predicted model, not a curated record. Gene Ontology annotation, biological process: regulation of mitochondrial mRNA stability; mitochondrial RNA processing. Gene Ontology annotation, molecular function: RNA binding. The coding region runs from base 118 to 2082 and encodes 654 amino acids. Gene Ontology annotation, cellular component: ribonucleoprotein granule; mitochondrial matrix.
GCCGCCGCGGCUGCCCCGGCACGGCCGGCUGCCUCCCGGGGCGGAGCAGCGCGGCCCCGGCCCGCGGCAGCGGCAGUAGCGGCAGUAGGUAUCAUUUCAGAGCUCACUUGAUUCAAAAUGGCUUUGAUUAGCCGAAAAACUUUCCAGUUGUAUUCAUCCAGCACACCAGCAAGCAGGUCUGCUUUGAUGACCCUAAGCAAAAGGUUGAACUUCAUCAGUGGGCAGCGAAAACCCCAAAACCGUAGCUCCGUGGCCAUGAAGAUGCUGUGUGUCAAAGAUAAAUCUCAGUAUACGUUUUGUAGGAAAAAACACGUACAACUGCAGAUGCAGCCACUUUCUGUUAAUGAAGCUGUGCAUCUUUGUGGAGAUACGAGGAACUGUACUAAAUCAAAUAAUGUGUGGAUGGAUGAACAAUUAUUUUUCAAGAAGUUGAACAACUUUUGUACAUCAAAAGAGAUUUUUGAUUUUCUUAGCUCUGUAGAGGUCAUGUCUGAUACAAUGGCCUCAGGAGCCCUGCAGAAGAUUUCUGAAGUUGAGGUGGAUGACAAUGGUCUUAAAAACCCUGGACUGUUAGAGAAUGAAGUUUUCAGGGCAUUAUGCUUCCAGUUUGAGUUUGAAUCCUCAAAACUGUCAAACAGGGGGCUGUUAAAUGCAUUGCAGGCUUUGAUAAAGCUUCGUAUAGAUCCGCAGAGCACGCUGAUGACAAGCCUGCUUUCGGAGAGCAAGGAGCGGCUUGGCAGGGGACAGCUGACUGCUGAAAAUCUGUGUGCUCUUGGAGAGAGUUUGCUUGAGUUAGAAGGCCCAAGUUGUGCAACGCUGGAACAAAUUGUGAACCACAUGCAAGAAAGAGACAUUAAGAGUUGGAGUCCCAGGGAAAUAGUGAUGGUUUAUAAGAUACUGCAAGUGACUGUGGGGGAAGGGAAACAAUGCCAAAACUUGCUAAACAGACUGAACAGUGUCACUUUAUGCACAGUUUCCCACCUGAGCCCAAACUUUGCAAGUGUAAUACUGAAUUCACUGGUGGUUCUUCGUCAGACUCAGGCAGUUCCCUUAGUCACUGCACUGUGUAAACAUUCAGUGAAGCAUGUUCCCUAUUUCACAGAUCAGGAACUGGUAAAUGUACUGGAAGCUUUCCUAUACUUUGGGCAAAGAGUGCAAAUUUUUACAGAGGCACUGGAAAGACAUGUCCCCAAGUCCAUCCACACUAUGCAUCCUCAAACGGUCAGCAAGGUCAUGCAGUAUUGCUGCAAAAAGAUGAUUCUUUCAAAGCCCAUCUUUGAUGCAGUGGCAGAAGGUUUCAUUUCCAGUGCUGACAGACUUACCCCUGACCAGAUUGCUGCAUAUAUUAUCCCAUUUGGGACCCUUAAUUACCUGCCUCCAAGUGCUUCUUCCUUGUUUAGGAAGCUUGAGGCUGUGCUGCAUACCCGCCUGAGGCACUUUCAGCCUCACACCUUGCUGAACCUGCUACACUCGUGUGUCCUUAUUCAACGUUAUCCGAUAAAUUUCCUGCCAAAAAUAUUUAGUCCCUAUUUUCUGCAAAAGCUUCAAGCUCAGCCACCUGGUUUGAACAGAGUUGUUAUGUUCCAGCUAACCCAGCUUUUUCUGACUGUCACCCUGGAGUGCCCAUUUUAUGAGGGUCCGAAACUCCUUUCUAGGUACCAAGUAAAGGCCUUUCCCACACCUCAGAGUUCUCCUGAUGUUCACCUCUUUAAAAGGGUGAAGACAGGAUUACUUUAUUUACUGAAAAAAAGAAUAUAUUUUGCAUCAGAGGUAUCAACACCAUAUUUCUAUGUAGUUGAUAUUGAGAUUAAAUUAGAUGAAGAAGGUUUUGUAUUGCCUGCGGCCCAACUUGAAGAGGUACACAGACGAAUUGCCCUGUGUGUUGAUGGUCAAAAUAGAUUUUGUGCUCAUAGCCACAAUCUGUUGGGAGAAGAAGCUAUUAAACAGAGACACCUUCAGUUACUUGGUUAUGACGUUGUGCAGAUUCCAUUUUUUGAGAUAGAAAGUCUACAAAAUAUCAGAAAAAUAGCAGAUUAUCUACACAAAAAAAUCUUUCCUUGUACAUAUGGACUCAGCAACUGACACUGGAGAAUACUACUGGAUAACAGGCUGAUCUUCUAUACUACAAAGUGUAAAUUCUGUGCAUGGAAGAAAAAUUAUUUUUUCUAAGUAACUGCACCUCAGAAAAAGUGAGCUGAGUGUGAAACCUUCCAAUAUUUGGAACAAUUGACAUGUAGAGAGUAAUAAAGAGCAUCAUAUUUUCUUAA